This is a messenger RNA of Hipposideros armiger (great roundleaf bat), 1842 nucleotides long. RefSeq names its product decapping enzyme, scavenger (gene DCPS). The record is from RefSeq and is a predicted model, not a curated record. The transcript has 6 exons. Gene Ontology annotation, molecular function: hydrolase activity; RNA 7-methylguanosine cap binding. Bases 637 to 1698 code for a protein of 353 amino acids. Gene Ontology annotation, cellular component: P-body; nucleus. Gene Ontology annotation, biological process: deadenylation-dependent decapping of nuclear-transcribed mRNA. Lineage: Eukaryota; Metazoa; Chordata; Mammalia; Chiroptera; Hipposideridae.
ACCCUACCCAUCCCCCACCUCCAUCCCCCUGGGAUCGCAUAGCAAACUAGGUAGAGGAGACAAGUCCCCAGCCCGGAGGAAGAGCAGCAGGUGGAAAACGUGUUUCUGCUCCUGUUCACUCACCUUUAUUUAUAGCAAGAAAUACUGAAUCUAUAAAGAAAAGAACUGAACGCGAUGAAAAUUCUGUAAACUGAAAAUGUGUGAAAAACAGAAAUGGUUUAAGCGUUCUCUUAAUAAAACAACAACAAAAAAAAACCGACCAAGAAAUAAGAUCCGCUCAACAGAUAGAUUAGAAGCAUUCCUUCCAUGCUAACUGAUCAGCGUUGGCAUAAUUCAUGUUACAAUGUCCAUAUUCAAACAAGGUGUCAAAGCCUCCCAAUCGCAGCACCGCUAGCCCGCCUGUUUAGGGGCUCGCUGCUUUCUUUUCUCUUCUCUCAACGCCGGUCUCAACUCUGGCCGGCUGGCACAAGUAGCUCUGGAGCAACAUGGAUGAAAAACGCUUUUCGAGACAAGUCGCAGGGGAUCAGCGCCCCGAAGCCUCGGCGCUGAGCACGUCGGGAGUUGUAGUAGCGGUCCGUCGCACAGGUGGGCGGGACGUGUCCGGAGUCUGCGCAGGCGCACACUCCCGUGGGCAACAUGGCGGAUGCGGCCCCUCCGCCCGGCAAGAGAAAGCGAGAGCCGGACGCCGCGGAUGCGGAAGCAGCCGGCAAAGAAGACAAGGACGCCAAGGAAGCUGGCAUUGGGAAUGGCACCUCUGCCUCUGUCCGCUUUCCUUUUUCCGGCUUUAAAGUGCAAAAAGUGCUAAGGGAGUCCGCGCGGGAUAAGAUCCUCUUCCUACACGGGAAGGUGAAUGAGGCCUCUGGGGACGGGGAUGGAGAGGAUGCCGUGGUGAUCCUGGAGAAGACACCAUUUCAGGUGGAACAGGUGGCCCAGCUCCUGAUGGGCAGCCCGGAACUCCAGUUGCAGUUCUCCAAUGAUAUCUACAGCACCUAUCACAUGUUCCCUCCAAGGCAACUGAGUGGUGAGCAAGUGCUGGCUGAAGUGGCUGCAUGUGGAGAGGAUAUAAAGACAACUGUGGUUUACCCGGCCACAGAGAAGCACCUGCAGAAGUACCUGCGCCAGGACCUCCGCCUGGUGCAAGAGACAGGAGGCGAUUACAAGAACAUCACCUUACCCUACUUGGAGUCCCAGAGCCUCAGCAUCCAGUGGGUGUACAACAUUCUUGACAAGAAGGCUGAAGCUGACCGGAUUGUUUUUGAGAACCCGGAUCCCUCGGACGGCUUUGUCCUCAUUCCGGACCUCAAGUGGAACCAACAGCAGCUCGAUGACUUGUACCUGAUCGCCAUCUGCCAUCGCCGGGGCAUCAGGUCGCUUCGGGACCUUACUGUAGAGCACCUGCCGCUGCUCAGGAAUAUCCUCCGGGAGGGGCAGGAAGCCGUCCUGCAGCGCUACCAAGUGCCCGCGGACCGCCUCCGCGUGUACCUGCACUACUUGCCCUCCUACUACCACCUGCAUGUGCACUUCACCGCCCUGGGCUUCGACGCUCCUGGCUCGGCGGUGGAGCGGGCGCACCUGCUGGCAGAGGUGAUCGAGAACCUGGAGCAUGACCCGCAGCACUACCAGCAACGUACCCUCACCUUUGCCCUUAGGGCAGAUGACCGCCUUCUCCAGCUCUUGCAGGAGGCCCGGAAAAACUGAGUCCACCUACCCAGAGCUGUCAGGAGAAUGGACAUGUGGGAACAGGUGGGAGGGGGGAACUUUUAGCACCAAAUGAAUUUUUUAAAAAUACAUAUUUUGUAUUGGCUUAUUCCUAGUAUGUGAAUAAAGCAUUGAUUUCAUUCA